Messenger RNA from Aricia agestis (brown argus), 6734 nucleotides. RefSeq lists its product as uncharacterized. Bases 81 to 4385 code for a protein of 1434 amino acids. Gene Ontology annotation, molecular function: RNA binding. Lineage: Eukaryota; Metazoa; Arthropoda; Insecta; Lepidoptera; Lycaenidae. Gene Ontology annotation, biological process: RNA processing. Gene Ontology annotation, cellular component: nucleoplasm. The transcript is spliced from 23 exons. The record is from RefSeq and is a predicted model, not a curated record.
GUGAAUUGGCGUUACUUUUGCAUAAAUUGUGGAAUUGAAUUCGUUUCGCUUUGUAAAUGUUACUACCGUAACAAUACAAAAUGAUUCAUUUUAAAGACAAUAAAAACAAGUCCGCGCUAAGUACAAGAUGGGCUCAAAUGUCCAAACAGGAACAAAUCAUCGAGAAAAAGAAAAUGGAGAUUCAAGCCAAACUGGAAGCUCAAAAAAACGCAGCUGCUCUUGCGGCUCAAGCUAAGCUUUCUAACCCAGCUUCAUCAGAUGAUUCAGGCUCCAAGAACAUCUUUUCUAAUGAUGGUAGUUUCAUGAGCCAAUACAAGGCACUACUUGAAAAGCAAAGUAAAGAAAAACAAGAAAAAGAGGAAAAAGAAAAACAAGAGAGACAAGAGAAGAAUGAGGAACUUCAGAGAAAGAAGAAUGAGGCUAAACAGAAGUCAGAGCAGUCUUCUCAAGAAGUAGAUUAUGACUCGGAUCAAAAUUUUUCCAAUGAUAGACAAGAUCAUCAAGAAGGCAGGCAUAGGGAGAGGAAUCGUCGUUGGGACAGAAGUAGAAAUAGAGGCCAUAGUCCUUUCACACCAACAGUGGAGGACAGAAAACCUCAUGACACCAACCACAUUCCAUCCCUGAUGCAACUCUCUGUUAAACCUCCCGAUAGAUCUCCCAACCGGUCCCGAUGGAACAGGGAUGAUUCUGAUUCCAAUGAUGACUACGAAAGAAAGACCAAGCAAGAAUUUGAUUCUGAUUCUACCCAUGCUCCCGAUAAUAUUAAUUCCCAACCUGGUCCUGAUUUUAUGAGUGGUCCUAUGGGACCCAGACCUAUGGGUCCGGGACUAAUGGGCCCAGGACCUAUGGGAGGCCACGGUCCAAUGGGUCCAGGACCUAUGGGAUAUAGUCCCGGCCCAAUGGGUCGUGGCCAAAUGGGACAUAUGCCCAUGGGCCCUAGACCAAUGGGACCCGGCCCGAUGGGCCCUGGCCCAAUGGGAGCUGGUCCUAUGGGACCGGGUCCAAUGGGGCAUGGACCAAUGGGUCCCAGACCAAUGGGUCCAGGUCCUAUGAGACCAGGUUCAAUGGGCCCAGGCCAAAUGGGACACUCUUCAGGCAUGAUGCCUCCUGGUACUUCAAACAAUAAUGCAGGUCCUGGGCAAAAUGUAGGCAAUAACAUGUCCCAAAAUAUGGGACCAACUAAUUCUAAUAUGCCUGGUAAUUCGAACAAUCCCAAUAUGCCCCAACAUAAUAUGGGACCAGGAAAUUCUAAUAUGCCCCCGAACAUGGGCCAAGGAAAUUCUAAUAUGCCCCCAAACAUGGGCCCAGGAAAUCUAAACAGGCCUCAAAGUAUGGGCCCUGGGAAUCCUAAUAUGCCCCCGAACAUGGGUCCUGGUAAUUCUAGUAUGCCACCAAUGCCCUUCAUGGGUGGGCCGCCAAACUUUCCAAUGCCACCGAAUUUUAUGGGCCCCAAUGGACCCCGUGGUCCUUGCGGACCAAUGCCGCCGAACAUGUGCGGUCCUAACUUCCGUGGUCCUAGACCGAAUGGUCCAAUGCCUCCAUUUUUCCCUCCCAAUGGUCCUCCAAAUUCUAUGAUGCCACCAAACAUGAAUAAUGAUCAACGAUUUAUGGGUCCGCAGCCACCUUUCGGUCCUAAUGGUCCUAACUUUGGACCGAACAGGCCCAACUUUGGACCGAACGGGCCAAACUUCGGGCCAAAUGGGCCAAACUUUGGACCUAAUAAUAUGGGCAACAUGCAAUUUAUGCCUCCCAACUCGAUGCCUAUGCCUCCACCUGGUAAUGAACAAAAUUUGGAUUCAAUGAAACAUUCUUCCAUGCGGCCAAAUGAACACGAAAACAAGAAAGCGGACGUGAGACAAAAUGCUGACUCGUGGUGUGCAGUUCUUUCUGCAGAUACGUUCCAGUCCAUCCACCGAGCAGCCAGCGAAGUAGCCUCCAAUGGUGACCACUGGGAAAGUGUUCUGAAAGCAAUGAAUUCACAAGACCAAUCUUUGUGGUUCCUCCAUAAUACAAACUCCAAUGAGUAUGAGAUGUAUCGGGACCUAGUGAGUAAAAUAAGAAAUGAGAAACAAAUAAAGAAGGAAGAAAUUAACCCGGAAGACAAAUAUGAGCCAGAAUUUUCGUUAGAGGAUGAUGAUAGUAAUGAUAAACCAUAUAAAGAUGAUAAUAGCAACAGCUACCAGCAAACUCAGUUCAACUUAAAGAGAGAGGCAAGCUCGCAAAGUGAUGAGGAGACUGAGACUAAACGAGAGAGACGGAAGAAGAGAAAAUCCAGGUGGGGAGACGACCCACCAGUAGACAUCAAACCCCCUGGCAUAAUACCACCACCACCUUUACCAGCAAUUCCAGGUGUGCAACUUGCGAAGAUAGACCAAGAAGGCAUCAAACUGAGCACAUUGAACCGUAACAAUCAGGCGCUGAUGCAGUAUGCCCUCACCAACUACGGCACAACCAACCUCAGUGCGGAGGACUGGCAGAAGUGUGAGGAUAACUUCAAACUCAAUUUGUUGUUUCAGGACAUGCUGAAGAAGCGCCAGGAGGUGGAGCGUCUGGCGGCGGCCGGCAAACACAAGUACGAGUACGACAGCGACGAGGACACGGCCGAGGGCACGUGGGAGCACAAAUUGCGAGCUAAGGAGAUGAACGCGACGGAGAAGUGGGCGGACGAGCUGACGAAGCAGGCGGCCGGUAAACAUCAUAUCGGUGACUUCUUACCGCCAGAGGAACUCAAAAAAUUUAUGGAGAAAUAUUCAGCGGUAAAAGGCGGCAAAGAACCGGACCUGAGCGACUACAAAGAGUACAAACUGAGAGAGGAUAAUGUUGGUUUCAAAAUGCUGCAAAAGCUGGGAUGGAACGAAGGACAGGGCUUAGGGGUGGAAGGAACGGGUAUUGUUGAACCCAUUAACAAAGCCAACCAGCCCGUAGCCAAUAUGGGUUUAGGAGCGAAAGCAGACAUCGUGUCUUCAGAAGACGAUGAGUUCGACGCGUACCGGAAACGGAUGAUGCUCGCGUACAGGUUCAACCGUCUCCUCCGGGCGUCAGUGGCCCGCCACUGGUCGUACUUCCGCCGCGACCGCCCCGGCCUCAUACCUCGGGGGCGGUCGGUCUCCGAUGCCGAUAUAUCCUCCAUCGUCGAUGCUGAUUUUAGAUAUCUGGAGCUGCCGGUGCCUCAGAGGCGCUCCCGGCGCUCCUACCCCGUCUGCAACAGCGCCACCGACCCAGCUAUCACAUUAACGUCGGCGGGCGGGUCGAGCAGCGCGGUCGGCGCGGAGGAGGCGAGCGACGGUAGUGACGCCGAGCGCUCCCGGCGGCACCACCUCAGGGUCCCCACACUAAGUCAUUCCGGGCAGUCGACUGGGAACUUUGCGUCGAGCGCGGCGGGUGGCGGGUGCGGGGCCCCGCGCUCCGCCCCCGCCACCCCGCUGCAACUCGAGCCGCAUCCACGCUCCAAGCACGACAAGCAUGCAGUCAAGCCGCUGUCGGGCUCAGCGCCGUCGGUGCGCUCGCCCGAGGCCGACACGAAGCUGCCCAGCAAGUCGCGGCAGAAGAAGUUCCAGAGGCACUUCCCGCAGGUCGGACCCGAGGAACGAGUACUCAAUUAUUACUCAUGCGCACUAGUGGGGGAUCUGCUGCUGCAGGGCCACCUGUACAUCACCAAAAACUACUUCGCAUUCUACUCCAACGUCUUCGGAUAUGUCACCAAGUUGCUCAUCCCCACGACGUCCGUGUUGCGGAUCACCAAGGAGAAGGUGGCUCGUAUCAUCCCCAACGCGGUGGGCGUGUGCACGCGUGACGAGCGACACGUGUUCGGCUCGCUGCUGUCGCGCGACUCCACCUACAAGCUCAUGAUGGCGGUGUGGAAGUCCACGCGCGCGCCCGAGCUCGCCGUGCCCAAGCCCCAGGAGCUGCGUACAUCUGAGGUGGAGGCGUCGGAGUACUCCGCCGGCGACGACAGCAGCAGCGGCGGCGCCGAUCAUGUCGACGGCGCGCCCAGACCGGAACCUGAGGCCAUCAUUGCCGCUGCGGGCGCCGCAGUGAUCCAGCCAGCGCUGCUGACGGGCGGCGGACGUCCGCGGCGGCCGCGCUCGAGCACGGCGCUGUCGCUGCUGGCCGCGCUGCUCGCCUGCUCCGCGCUCUACCUCGCCGCCGAACUGUACCGCGCCGCCGACACACAGGAGGAGCUAUCAGGCGAGGAGUUAUAUGGGGAGCUGGCGCGGUGGCGGUCGCGGUUGCACGGCCGAGCCACGCACGAGCUGCGCACAUUCCUCACAACUAACCUCAUGUUGCUCACUAAGGUGAGACAAUCACUGGAGGCGCUAUCGGGAGUGAUAUUAGCGGACAUGGCGGUCGGCAACAACGACGUGCCGGAAUCGGGGCCCAGUUAGCGCACACACACGCCGCGCGUAGUACCGUGAUGAUCCGGAAUGUUCCAGAACGUUAUGUGAUGAUCCGGAAUAUUCCAGAACGUUCCGUGAUGAUCCGGAAAAUUCCACGAUGUUUCGUGAUGUUUUGUGAUGUUCGAUAAUGUUCCAGGAUGUUUCGUGAUAAUCCUGAAUGUUCCAGGAUGUUCCGUGAUGUUUUGGAAUAUUCUAGAAUGUGACGUGAUGUUCCAGAGUAUUCUGGACUGUUCCUUGGAUUGUUCCGUGAUGUUCCAGAAUAUACCAGAAUGUUACCCGACAUUCCAGAAUAUUCUAGAGCUAUUACCUACUGUUUGGAAUAUUCCAUAAUUGUUACGAUACUCUAGAAUAUUCCAGUGUUACACGAUGUCACAGAAUAUUCCAGAACGAGUCGUAAUGUUCCAGAAUUUGGCAUGUUCUGGAAUAUUCCAUAAUGUUCCAGAAGUGAUAUGAACGAUUUAGUCCUAAAGUCUUACGAUCAAUUGAUCUACCGUUAUGUAGGUGUUUAGCGAAUUUUCAUUUAGAAUGAAUUUAUUUUAGAUACAAGCGAUUCGAUUAUGUUGACAAUUCAACACAAUAUUAUUAACUUUGUUUACAAAGUUACCAUUAAAAUCACCACAUUUAAAUUUCAAUUUUUGAUUUUUUUUUUGUAUUCAGUUCUCUGUUGAGCGUUCUGUGAUUGUUUUGUUAUGUUAAGUAGGAAAUGUUUAGAGUUAACCCAAAGAUGUGAGUGUAAAUAGCUGUAUGUAAGGCGAGUAAGUGUCAAACACGAUAUCUCAAGAACCGAAACGGUUAAAAAGUAACCGAUUAGUUUACCCGACUUGACCGCUGAUUUGUAUAUGUAGGUAAUAUCACAUUCACAAUUUCGUAUGUAAAGUAGGUAGUAAGUUUUGAAGAAUUUUGGAAAGAUGAUUUCUGUAUAUUAAUCUUGCUCUCUUUUUUGAAGAUCAAAUAUUUUUUUUGAUAUGAAAUUGUGAAUGUGACGGUGACGGUGCUGUAAAACAUUCCGUAACAUUUUAUUUUAAGGCCAAUUUUAUCAGUGAUUUUUAGCAAUUCCAAAAUCGUACUUUACCAAAUCCCACCAGUUUGCUAAAGAUGCAUUUGAAUAAUAUUUAAAAAAUCCGCGAUGAUUAUUGGCUCUAAAAGAAUGUUAAAUGAGAAAGACCAAUAUCUUGCCAGUGUGAUGUAUGACGACGGAUUUAAUUUACAAAGGCUAAGAAUGUAACUUCCUUGAAUGUAAAAGGCCAACUGUAACAGGCCUGUUAGGGCUAGGUGUAACGGGCCUGUAAUGCCAAUAAUAAGUUACUAUUUAAGCCGAACAGGCCGAAAGGCCAACUAUAGCAGGCCGUAAAGGCCAUCUGUAACAGGGGAAACGACGUGUAAUUUAGGCUAUAAAAUUCAGUGCUCGUAAAGGGAAAUAUUUUGUAGCCUUUACUCGUUACGUCGAUCGUAAUAUGUAUCUAGUAUUUAUUCUGUUAUCGCUGUAUCGUUUUAUAACACUUAAUGCCUGUUAAUAUUUUCAUAAUUUAUUGUUCUAGUCUUUAGUAAAGCUCAAUACAUAUUUUGGUACUUAUUACAUUGUACGUUCGUUUCAUAUGGGCUUGUGAACUAUUUAUACCAAAUAUUUGUAUAAUAUGUAUAUUGUAUAUAAUUAUUUAUUUUUUGGCCUUAAAGGCUAACCGUAACAAUCGUAUUAAAACGGGCCUCACUAGUAAAUACAUUGGGUUGUUUUUAGUUUUUGUAUACUCAAGGUGUAUUUAUUUUUAAUGAUUUCAUAGUUUUCACUUUAAGUAAUAGAUGCAUUUUGGAUUUUACUUUUCUUGUUAGAUGUUUUUUUUCUAGCUAAAGUGUUUACCCUAAUAUUAUUUACUUACUGAAUAUUAUGGACAUGAUGUGUUAAAAAUACUUAUGAAAACUGUGAAAAUAUUUUCUUAUUGUUCUUAAAGUAUUUUUAUCUGGAGUGUAUAUUGGUUGGUUAUUUUACUUUAAUAUGUAAACUUCUACAUUCAUUUAUGAGUUUCUGUAAAAAACGAAUCAACGUUUUCGGUACAUUUUCACACCAGUACAUGUUAGUAAUAAAUAUUGCCAAAGAAAAGCUAGGCUAGUUCGUUUAGGUAGGGUACGUUCGGUUAUUGGUAAUUACGUUGUUAUAACCCUGGGCGAAAUCUAGCUGCAUUUUAUCCCUAGUCUUAGGUUCACAGAGUAUAUUGUACAAAACUUGUAAUUAUGCCUUAUGGUUGGGUAGGGGAAGAGGGGAUUUUGGGAGUUGCUCCAGCGUAUAGGCUACCGACAUGUGUCUAGUUAUCAUGGUAUAGAAAUCAGAUUUCUCAUGUGGUG